Volvox carteri f. nagariensis is the source of this 774-nucleotide messenger RNA. RefSeq lists its product as uncharacterized. The coding region runs from base 1 to 774 and encodes 257 amino acids. Gene Ontology annotation, cellular component: plasma membrane; voltage-gated sodium channel complex. Gene Ontology annotation, biological process: transmembrane transport; monoatomic ion transport. NCBI's taxonomy places the organism in Eukaryota, Viridiplantae, Chlorophyta, Chlorophyceae, Chlamydomonadales, Volvocaceae. Gene Ontology annotation, molecular function: voltage-gated sodium channel activity. The transcript is spliced from 5 exons. The record is from RefSeq and is a predicted model, not a curated record.
AUGAAGUCCCUGGCCCACAACUUCGCACUGGGGCCGGGGGCAUACCUCAAGAACGGUUGGAACUGGAUCGACCUGCUCGCCACUGCCAGCGGCUACGUGCGCUACCUGCCUCUGCCGGACGACAGCGGAGCCGGGCUGUCCGGGGUGCGGGCCAUGCGGGCGCUUCGGCCGCUGAGGGCACUCAGCGCAAUACCAGGUCUCCGGCUGCUGGUGGAGACGCUGCUCGAGGCGCUGCCCCUGCUGCUGGACGUCAUCUUCCUGCUAGCCUGGGUGUUCUUCGUGUUCGGGAUUGUGGCGCUGAACCUGUUCAUGGGCAAGCUGCACAGCAGGUGUGUAUGGCCCGCGUUGACACCCGCGGAGCCACCGCCGGGAGCGACAGGGGCCCCGGCGGACCCGCCGUACGGCCCGGGGGCAGCGUCGCCGCCGCAGCAGCAGCCCCAGCUGGUGCCCGGUUUGGAGAACACGCCUUGUGCAGUGGGCGGUGCGGGGCUGUUCAAAUGCCCAGACGGUUCCUCCUGCAUCGACAUCAACACGAACCCCAACUUCGGCUACACCUCCUUUGACAACUUCGGCGCAGCAGCCUUUUGCAUCUUCCAGAUGCUGACCCUCGACGGCUGGACGUCCAACUUGCUCUGGAACGGCAUGCAGGCCCGUGGUACGGCAGCCGUACUUUACUUCGUGACUUGGAUUAUACUGGGCAACUUCGUACUGCUGACGCUCUUUCUGGCCAUUCUCAUCACCAACUUCCAGGUAUGUGAGCGCGUCGGGGUAUGA